Lachancea fermentati is the source of this 2328-nucleotide messenger RNA. NCBI's taxonomy places the organism in Eukaryota, Fungi, Ascomycota, Saccharomycetes, Saccharomycetales, Saccharomycetaceae. The record is from the annotation of a GenBank genome assembly.
AUGGCUCACAGGAAGCUUCAGCAAGAAAUCGACAAAGUCUUUAAAAAGAUUAACGAAGGUCUGGAAAUCUUCAAUACAUACUAUGAGAGGCAUGAGAAUUGCACGAAUAAUCCCUCUCAAAAGGAUAAACUGGAGGCAGAUCUGAAAAGGGAGGUUAAGAAACUUCAAAGACUGCGGGAGCAGAUCAAAUCGUGGCAAAGCUCGCCGGAUAUAAAGGAUAAGGACUCGCUGCUGGAUUACAGACGAUCAGUUGAAGUCGCGAUGGAGAAAUAUAAAGCGGUUGAAAAAGCUUCUAAAGAGAAGGCGUAUUCUAACAUGAGUCUGAAGAAGUCAGAAACGCUGGACCCUGAGGAAAUGGAAAGGCGAGAUGUCACGAAUUAUCUGUCACAAUCAAUAGAUGAGUUAGAACGCCAAUACGACGCCCUUCAGGUGGAGGCAGACAGACUGAUAUUAUUGAAUAAGAAAAAGAAAACAGCAACGGUAGCUAACGAGGAGAAGAAAAACAAGCUGAAAGAAAUGCAGCUGAGGUAUAGAUGGCACCAGCAGCAGAUGGAAUUAGCGCUACGACUUAUUGCGAAUGAAGAGCUAAAUCCUCAGGAUGUUAAGGAUAUUGAGGAUGAUAUCAAUUUUUUCAUAGAAUCCAAUCAAGAACCAGAUUUUGUGGAGGAUGAAACUAUAUAUGAUGGACUAAACCUCGACUCUAAUGAGGCUAUUGCGCAUGAGGUUGCUGCCUCUUUUGCUGCACAAAUGAACGACGAAUCAGAAGAAGAAUCUUCAAAAGACUCCUCAAAGUUAUCUAAAAAAGAACAAAGGAAGCUCGAAAGAGAGGCCAAAAGAGCGGCAAAGGCCGCCGCCAAGGCUGUCACACCUGGAGAAGAGCAUGCUAAUAUAUCAGGACAAAAUGAUUUGACAAAGUCUGUGGACUCGGUAGAGCAAUCGAAAGAUUCUGUCUCUGUUAGUCCGUCUGCUUCACCUUCUCCCGUUCCUUCAUCCAUGGGUGUUAGUAUUCCUUCCACUGCCAAUACUACGUUACCUAAUGGCACUUCAACAGCCGGAAGUUCGGUAGGAAUUGUGAACAGAAAUCAAGGGACACAAGUAAAAAUACUUUCAAGAGAGAGUACCCCCGAAUUACAAGGUCAUACCCACAUUCAUCAAUCUCUCAAUGGAAUCACUACCACUAGUACUUUGAAGCCCGCAACUGUGCCUGUGAGACCAGCCGGAGAUUUGCGGUGGGCAGUAGCUGCCACGCAAGCUGCUGAAAGAGAAAAAAAAAUCAAUGCUUCCAAUGGAACUUCUACAAUUUCGGCCUCCUCUUCUAACAACAAUAGCAGGAAUACAAGUGUAUCCAACACUCCUGUUCUUCCGACCUAUUCUCUAUCUACAAGUCAUGAGAAACCUUCAUUGGCCUCCAAAGUCUUGGCUGGCGCAGUAACUAAUGGACAGCAGCAGGGAAACAACCAAUCAUCUCCAAUUAUCAAACACUCCGAACUCUCCAAACAAACAGAUGUGCAAGAUGUACCAUCCUCUGCCAUGGAACCAGAACUAGUUGAUGAUUACGACUCAGAAGAGUCUGAUGAGGAUGAACCACUUAACACGGAAAUAAUUGAGUUGAGUGAAGAGGAAAAACAGAGGAGAGAACAGGUAACUAAUCAUUUGAAACAUGUCCUUUGCGAUGACUCGGAGCUUCUUCUACUACCUGGUGGUAUUCAGGAUAUGAUUAUUAGCUCUCUCCUAUCAAGAAACAAAAUGGAAGAUGCUAACGGACGUAAGAGUAACAUUCAAACUCUCUCAGACGCUUGCCAAGUCUCACGGUUGGAAAUGAUACCUUCAGGUGUGAAUCCACCAUCUCCUUUGGAUGCUUUCAGAUCUACAAGUCAAUGGGAUUCUACUAGAUGCAGUCUUCGAGAUGAGAUAGCAACUAUUGAAGGGGAUGACGAAACUAAGCUAAAAACCCUUUUACCACGAUUUGGACCGUUGGAGACUUUUUCAUUGUUUUACAAUUACUACUACUCAGUUACUCCCCUUGAGAAAAAAAUAGCAUAUAGUCUUUUGACAGAGCGCGAUUGGAAGAUUUCUAAGUCAGGCGACACUUGGUUCCUCAGGCAUGGGAAUCCUAAGUUUUCUAAUGAACUGUGUGAAGUUGCAGAUUUUAAAAUAUUCAAGUUAGAUGACUGGACAGUUGUUGACAAACUGAAUUUCAAGCUAGAUUACAGUUUAUUGAGGAAUCCACCGGUAACACAACCGGAUGUGAGUAACGGGCAGCAGUUACUUCAGCAGUUGAAACAGGGCGGUUUGCUUGCCAAGCCAGGUUUUGUUGCAGCCCAGUAG